UGUUAUUUUAUGUCUUUAUAACCUUUAUUGUGUGGUAAAUGUUGUAGCAUUUUGAUUUAAGUAACAAUGUAAAACAUAAGUUAAUUUUACGAUACAAGCAAUGAAUUCCAAAUGCUUUAUAAUGAAUAUCAAUAACAUAAAUGGACAGAGUGGUGGAGGUGACACAAAACCUCCCCUACCUAAGGAAAAGGUUAUUUCUUAUGAAGAGAAAUCAGUAGGGUCUACGGUGUUUUUUAAGUGCGAAGCAUGUCCGUACAUGGCACUAGCGGAGGAUGAUAUAAAAUUCCACCUUUUCACUGUCCACCCAGACUUGGCUAAAACUAAUGGCCUCGCCGACAAUAUUCAGAUCUCUUGCCCCGGUUGCACGAGCGUGUUCGAUGCGGAGGAAACUCUAAGAAAUCACCUUCGUAACCAUCAUAAAAUGGGUAUCAAAGAUGUCAGAAAGAUGGUAAAAAGUCUAGUACAAAUAGCACUUAAAAAUGCGAAAUUAAAAAAAGAAGAUAAAAAGACCGAAGACCCACCUCCUUCGAAUCAACAGGACUUAGCAGAUAUUAAAAUUCCACAAAUCAUUGAAAUAGUACCGGAUUCUAUUAAUCCAAAUAAUGAAUCUCUACCGAAAGGUGUUGCAUAUAUAUCUGUUGAUGAAUUGAAUAGCAUGAGCACACCUAACUUUGAGAAAGUUGAUCCGAAAGAAGUGAUUCAAGGAGCAAGCAUAAACAUAGUGUACAGUAAUGACGUAUCAACUCAGUAUGUUAAUGUUUCAGAGGCUGGUGUAACCAACGGAACUUGUAAUCUAAUUCAAGUAUCAAGUGUUACUCCCGAUCUCAUAUCAUCAAUACCACGUAUUGCCAAUGUUCUAGACAACUCACCAUCACCACAGAGUAAAAAAGAUAAUGAAUAUAAUAAAUCACAAAUUCCAGUAGCCAAUGAUUCUGGAACAAUUUUAAAUUACUCUCACACUUAUGAUGGUAAUUCAAAGACAAUUGAUACAGAUAAAAAAUUAAUAAAGCCAUGUGGGAUUGGUGGUUGUUAUGUACGUUUAAAAGAUGAUAAUAAUAUGGCUUAUCAUAGAAAAUGUCAUCAGAAUGGUAAACUGCAGUGUCCGGAGUGUGCAAAAGUAUGUCCCGGAGUAGAUCCACUACAUACACAUUUGUGGAAGGUACAUGCUGUUGACAUGGAGUUACCUACGUGUGAAAUAUGUGGUUUUAAAACAUUUAAAAAAUAUAGACUUUAUAACAUUCAUAUGAAAUGUCAUGGAAGUGUUAAAGCAUAUACAUGCACAAUCUGCACUAAGUCGUUUAAGAAUUCCAAUCAGUUUUCAAAGCACAACUUGAUCCACAAGCGAGACUCAUCACCCGCACAGUGUCAUAUCUGUCAGAAAGAGUUCAGCAAUGAGAGAAAGCUGAGAGCACACAUUAAUACGGUACAUGACAAGCUCAGACCAUUCAAGUGCUCGCAUUGUGACUACACAGCUGCUAGGAAAGGAGAACUUAAGCUGCAUUUAAGGUCUCACACAGGUGAUAAACCAUACUCAUGCAAUCAAUGCAACUACCGGUCAGCAGACCACAACGCGAUGCGUCGCCACAAGAGAAUGCAUACCAAGGAAGGUGUUUACAAAUGUAAAUAUUGUCCAUACACUGCCAUACAGUCUACUAUAUUCACUUCGCAUAUGAUCUCCAAACAUCCUAACGUCAAUUCAAGCGACGUACACUGCUGUCCAUAUUGUCCAUUCAAAUCGGUGAGCAAAGAAAAGUAUGUGGUACAUCUCACCACACACAGAGAUAAAGAAGGUAUACAGCUUCUUGUUGAUAUGAAGACGGGCAAAACUAACAAACCUAGCUGGACUAUACCAAGUAAUGAGGAGAAAUCUAACAACACAACAAGUCACACAACAGAUCCUAACAAAGAUUCUAAUCCGAACACAGUAAAUACGAUACCAAUAGAAGUUUAUGACUGUGACAGUCUCUCUGAGAGUAUGCCACAAGAAUAUCCGAAGAACUACUGCACGACGCCCACCAGUGAAAUACAAACACCUACGUACAAUAGCCAUGCGAUGGUCACUGAUCUGAGAAAGGUCGAAAGCAGUUCAGAUUGUCUGAUAUCUGAAAGUUCUAAUGACACCAUGAUGGAUAGACAUCAGUAUACCCCACAAAGACAGAUCCUCGAAAUAACAUACGACGAAAAUCAAUCCAAUCUUCACGAGUUUUUAAACACGACAGUAUCAAUGGAACAGAAACUCUUACAAAACAGUAGCGUUAAUUCUCUAGCUUCAAAUCACUCUCCGAUGAGUAAUAAUAUAAUGGGCAACUUCCCGAUCCGAUUACCACCAGUUCCAUUAUCCCUUAGGAAUAAUAUAAUGUUGAAGCCCGCCGAUAAAAUAUCAAUGCCGAUGACAAAGGUCACUGGACCUAUUAUUAAGCCGACUCAAAUUUUGCCAGUUCCUUCGUCUAGUCAUUCCCCUAUUAAUAUUAGUAGCGACCCAGAAGGAGCUCCCAAAAAGAAAGCAAAGAUCUCUGUUAAAAGUAAUUUGAUACUAAAAGGUCCAGAUCAGGAAAACAUGUUUCAUUCGCAACAAAAGAUGGCAUUUAAAAGGUUAGAAGAUAACGAAAGAUUCGGUUUGGGAGGUCCGGUGACUUUUAACAAUUUGAUAACGACUCAGUUUAUGCAGCUGCAACCGGAGCCAGUGUUGAGUGAGUCACCCAACAAUAUAAUGGCUUACCCUCAAGAGAAUAUGCUAGAAGAUGCUGCGAGUACACCAGUUGAUAAUGAAAUGAACGAUAACCCUCAAAUAUUCACAUUUAACCAACAAAUGAACGUUAACACAAUGACAAUACUGCCACCUCCACCGAAAAUUCAAGCAAACGACCCCAGUUAUAUAAAAUUAGAGGCUACGAUCAAACAAAAUACACAAUCUCCCUGCUUGGAAAGAAUGUGUACAGGUCUUAAUACCCAAAUCAUUAGUAGAGAAUACAAAGCGUCCCCACCAUUAGAGGAAAUCCAUAAAAAUAUUAAAAACGAAGUGAAAUCUGAUUCAUUUUAUAACAUGGGUAUAAAUAAUACGAGCAAUAAUCCAUCUAUGAUUGAUCAAUAUUUAAUGGAUAUGGGUGAGCAAUACUCGGGACAUAUGGAUCUGUCGAAUGUCGUAUUACCAGAAAUAUCGGAUCAGCAGAACGAUGUAAUAGAAAUAGAUGACAACUCAGAUGACACUAAAAUGCUGCCUCGUUUCGAUAUGAACUUUCCACUAGAAUCUUUAUAUCUUAUGCACAAUGAUUUUCACUUUUUAGAAAAUGAUAUAACAUCUGACAGUAUGCCUGAUGUAUCCGUUAAUGAAAUUAAUCGAAUGGUUACAGAAAUACCUAUAAUAAAUCAAAAGGAAGUUGUAGAAAUAGUACCAGAUAUAUCUAAUAAUGAAUAUCAAAACUUUCAAGGCAAUAAAGAUCCUAUGAUGAAUACAUCUGUUAGACCGAUGACCAAAAUUAAUGUAAAAAAUAUAGAAUUAAUGAAAAAUUAAUCUAA
Papilio machaon (common yellow swallowtail) is the source of this 3516-nucleotide messenger RNA. RefSeq lists its product as uncharacterized. The transcript is spliced from 3 exons. Lineage: Eukaryota; Metazoa; Arthropoda; Insecta; Lepidoptera; Papilionidae. Gene Ontology annotation, molecular function: RNA polymerase II cis-regulatory region sequence-specific DNA binding; DNA-binding transcription factor activity, RNA polymerase II-specific. The record is from RefSeq and is a predicted model, not a curated record. Gene Ontology annotation, biological process: regulation of DNA-templated transcription. The coding region runs from base 101 to 3511 and encodes 1136 amino acids.